AUGCAGUGGCCAGGCCUGGACGUGUCGCAGCACAGCACAGCCGAGGCAGAGGCAGUGGUGUUCAUCGGCAGCAGCGCGGCAGCCGCGCAGCCUUUGCCCCGCUGGGCGCGGGACGAGGAUUCUGGGGGCAGCCCCAGCCCGGACUCGCCCCUGUCGCUGAAGCAGUGCUCGCCUGCCAAAGCACGACGCUCCAAGCGCGGCCUCGGCCGCACCUACUUCAACAGCAGUCGCUCCAUCAGCAGCCAGGAGUCGUCGCCGCUCGCCACCACGGCCGCCGCCGUGGCCGCGUCGGCCAGCUCGCCGUUCGACCACGGCCUGCACACCUUUGUGCGCAGCCCGCGCUGGGCCGACCAGCAGGCGGGCGCGCAUCGGGCCGCCAGGGCCGCGCACCAGAGCGUCUUUGUGCAGUCCAGCGUCAACAGCGUCGCCGGCGUCCAAGGCAGCGCAGUUGACGGCGAUGCCUCCCCGCUCGCUUCCACCCCGGUCAGGUCCCCGCACGUGCCGCUGGUGCAGCACAAGAAGGACGCAACUGCGAGCUGGGUGGCGGCAGCCGGGAAUGCAGCGGUGGCCGGAGCCGCGCAGGUGCGGCUGCUGCCGUCGCCAUUUGCAACGGUCGACGCGGCCGCGGUGCGCUUGCCCACCGUGACCGACAGCAGUGCAUCCCCCUCUGCCUCGUCGGGCCUGUUCGGGCGCAUGCGUACGCUGUCCGCGCCGGAGCGCCGGACGGUUGAGGCAGCCCGGCCGCAGGCCAGCCCAACCAAGAGCGGCGCGGACGGCAGCCCCGGAGAGGCGCGCCUGCUCUCCGCGCAGGCCGCCUGGGCCGCCCUCGGCGGCAGCACAAGUCCCCAGCGCUGCUCCGCGGUCAACAGCCCCCGCGAAGCCUUCCAGAGCAUGGAGUCGCUGGAGCCGGCGCCCACGGAGGAGGGCUUCUACCUGGGCGGCCAGAUCGAGAAGGUGCUGAGCGAGCUGAAGGACGAGGCGCAGCCCCUGCAGCUGCGGCGCUACUCGCGCAGCUUCAGCGAGCCCAACCUUUUCCAGCACUUCAUGAAGGGCAUGGACGCGGAAGCUGCCGGCCAGGAGGCGGACAAAUCCGAGGAGGAGGAUGAAGAUGAGGAGGGCGUCAUGAUGCGAUUGCAGAGCACUGUGGAAAUUAUGCAGGAGAAGCACAGCGAAGCGUCGACGACUGCGCGGCUGCUGUCUGCCGAGCUGCGGGAGAGGAUGCAGUCCGGCGCUGAGGCCUCCACGGCGGACAGCAGCGCGCACAGCGGCCAGAACGGGUGCGCGGCCGGGGCCUGCUUCGACAACCGCAGCCGCUCCAACUCCCUGAAGCGGUCGCGCGAGGAGUUCUCCGUGCCUGCAGCGCCCAUCAGGCUGGAUGUCACUGCUGGCCCCUCCUCCGGCCACUCCUACACCCUGGAUGAGGGCCUCACUGAGGUGACAUUGGGGCGGCUGGGUGGCAACACAAUGGCAGUCAACGACAACGAGGUCUCUGGAAAACAUGUGGCCAUCCGCUGGGAUCCCUCAUGCAGAUGCUGGCAGGUCAUGGAUUUGGGAAGCUUGAACGGAACGACGCUGAACGGACGAAUCAUAAGCACCAGCAACAGGAGGCGAGGGAGGUUGUGGCGGCUGAAUGAUGGCGACCAGCUGCAGCUGGGCGUCCAAUCUGGCGUGAUGAUCACAUAUCUGCCACUGGCCGAUGCACCGAGUGGACUGUCCCUGGCGCCGAAGCCGGUGCUGGCGCCAACCAACUCGCUGCUAACGCUGCCGACGCUGCGCAGCGACGCGCUGAUCGCGCUCACAUCCCAGCCGGACUCCGAGCGCACCUCGCGCCUGCUCACACGCCAGCCGCGGCUCCACCUCGAGGCCUGGCUCGCCUCCUGCACCGGCCGAGAACACGCUCGCAUGGGCCAGGGUAUGGAGGAUGUGGGGGGCUGCGAGGAGGCGCUGCUGGGGGCAUCGCAGCCGGCGGUGCUGUGCAGCAUCUUUGACGGCCACUGCGGGCGCGGUGCUGCGGACGAGGCGGCCAGCGCGCUGCCGGCCCUGCUGGCCGGGCGGCUGCGCGCGGCCGUAGCGGGCCUGGCCGACGGCUCCGGCGUGGCUGCUGCCUGGCAGGACGCCUUCCGGGAGGCCGAUGAGGGCCUGUGCGCCGAGGAGGGCUGCACCGCAACCGCUGUCCUCGCCUGGCACAAUGCACAGGGGUCGGUCUGCUUGCAGGCAGCAAACGUAGGUGACUCUGCGGCGUACUUUGCUCGCGUGCCCAAGAAGCGAAGCUGCGAGCCGGACGUCCUGCGGCUGACCGGGGACCAUCGGUACACCAACCCCCUCGAGAGGGAACGCCUGGCUGGCAUGGGCGUCCGCAUGGGCGCCAAUCGCACGCGGCUGUAUGGGCUCAACCUGUCGCGCUGCCUGGGCGACAAGUUCCUGAAGGACCAGGAUCUGGGCCUGAGCGCGGUGCCCCACGUGAGCGAGGUGGUCUGCCUGGAGCCGGGCGCCGCCGCUGUCGUGGUGCUGGCUUCCGACGGCCUCUGGGACGUGGCGCUUGCGGCGCAUGCGGACUCGGGCGGGUCUGCGCAGGCGAUGGCGGAGUCCUUGCUGGCACACGCGCAGAAGCAGCGCAGCAAGGACGACAUCUCCGUCAUAGCCAUCACGCUGGCUGCAGACUGA
This is a messenger RNA of Coccomyxa subellipsoidea C-169, 2664 nucleotides long. Its product is annotated as protein serine/threonine phosphatase 2C. NCBI's taxonomy places the organism in Eukaryota, Viridiplantae, Chlorophyta, Trebouxiophyceae, Coccomyxaceae. The transcript has 12 exons. Gene Ontology annotation, molecular function: protein serine/threonine phosphatase activity; protein binding. Gene Ontology annotation, biological process: protein dephosphorylation. The record is from RefSeq and is a predicted model, not a curated record. Bases 1 to 2664 code for a protein of 887 amino acids.